AUGCUGAAAAGCCAAGAAUUUAUUAGUUUCUUUGCUGAGCUAGGCAGCUCUCUUCAAGUUCCUGACCAUCUUUCAGAGGGCUUGGAAAGGUUCGUUUGUGCAUUAUGCGGUAACAAGGUGAUGUCUUCGGUGAACAAACUUCAACAUAAGAUGUUUGUCCAAAAAAAUUACGAAAGAGAAGAAAGUCGUUGAUCUUAGCCUUUUGCCACCUUGUGCAACCAACCUCAAGUUUCACAUAAUGCGUGCAAAUUAUGUUGCAUUCAUUUUCAGGAAUGCUAAAAACUUGAUCCUCGAUCUUGAUGACCAAACAUGUCAUGGCUGGAAAGAAGAUGGAAAAGUUAUCUGGGACAGUGUUGCUUACCCCGAUGACGUUAGCGAAAUGUUAAUUGACAGAGAAGAAGAAAGUGACGAGUUUGAUUUCGAGCGAAAUAGUUAUAUUGGAGAUGACAUCGACGAUGAUAUGGAGGAUGAUGAGCAUUAA
Paramuricea clavata is the source of this 481-nucleotide messenger RNA. NCBI's taxonomy places the organism in Eukaryota, Metazoa, Cnidaria, Anthozoa, Malacalcyonacea, Plexauridae. The record is from the annotation of a GenBank genome assembly.